This is a messenger RNA of Sphaerodactylus townsendi, 3969 nucleotides long. Its product is annotated as integrin alpha-X-like. Gene Ontology annotation, biological process: integrin-mediated signaling pathway; cell-cell adhesion; cell adhesion mediated by integrin. NCBI's taxonomy places the organism in Eukaryota, Metazoa, Chordata, Lepidosauria, Squamata, Sphaerodactylidae. The coding region runs from base 198 to 3764 and encodes 1188 amino acids. Gene Ontology annotation, molecular function: integrin binding. The transcript has 30 exons. The record is from RefSeq and is a predicted model, not a curated record. Gene Ontology annotation, cellular component: integrin complex; external side of plasma membrane.
AACAGUCUCACAAAAGGGCGCAUCAGAGCUGUUCAGGAGAUUGGGUAUCUUGGAACACUCUUGCCACUGAGAACAUUGCAAGAAAAUGGAAUUCAUGACAGCACAAGAAAGCGAUUCUUCUGCAGUGCUGCAGGGAGGAAUUGCGACUUCAGAUCAGGGCUACCUUUUCAGGUCCUUUUGUAGACUUUCUUUUGCGCAUGGGCAAAAAAGCUUAUUGGGGGGUGGCUGUCGUCACCCCCAUUUGCACAGAUACAGUUUCUCCAGUGCAUUUUCCUAUAGGCUGUACCCCAAAAGAGUCCUAUUCUGUUCCUUUUCACUAUAAAAUGCUGGUCCCAGAUGCGGGAAGCACGUGUGGACAGGGUCCCAAGCCAAGUCCAAGCAUUUCCCAGAUGAGAGUGAACGGCACACCCUGGAUAAUAGUGAGUGCCCCCCUGUCGCGCAACCAGACGGAGACCCUUUUCCGCUGCUCCUGUGAUACGGAGCGAUGCCAGCCACUGCAAGUACCUUUGCUGCGGGAAGAAAACAUCACCUCUGAAAUAUCCCUGGGCCUCUCUCUGGCUGUUGACGAAGCAUCCAAUUCUAAACUAAUAGCUUGUGGUCCGACUUGGAAGCGCCGGUGUGGGAAAAAUGAUUACCUGAAUGGCGUUUGUUAUAUUCUGAACAACUUUGAUCAAAGCGUGAAAGAGAUCCGGCCAGCUUUCCAAGAAUGCUUCUCUGGUGUGGAUGCUGCAAUCUUGUUUGAUGACUCCCACAGCAUUGUUGAUUCUGAUUUCCCCAUCAUGUUGCAGUUUAUCCUGAAGCUUAUAUCUUCUGUGGCUGGGCCAAAUGUCCAGUUUGCUGUUGUCCAGUUCUCUACUGAUUUCAACAUUGUGGUUAGUUUUGCUUCGUACGCCCAUCUUAAAGGCCGAGUGGAAGACCUGAUCAGCCGUGCCAAACACAGGAAAGGAAAUACCCACACCCCAGCUGCUAUUCGCUUUGUAGCGAAUGAGGUCUUCACUCUUGAGCAGGGGAUGCGACAACACUCAAAGAAAUCGCUGAUCGUCCUGACAGAUGGGUUAUACAGUGAUACAGUCUCACUUGAUGAAGCCAUAAUGGCCACAGACAAAAAAGGAAUCGUCCGCCAUGCUAUUGGGGUUGGUGAAGUGUUUAACAAAUCAAAUGCUCAAAAUGAGCUGCGCAAGAUUGCUUCGUCCUCUGAGAAUGUCUUCUCCGUGAGCAGUUUUGAGGCACUCGAUAGUCUUCAGAAGCAUUUGAAGGAGAAGAUCUUUGCUAUUGAAGGGACCUCUGGCAGUUCAUUUCAGCAAGAAUUCUCACAAGGUGGAUUCAGCACACUCCUUACCCCAGAGCACGUGGUGUCAGGAGCUGUUGGUGCCUAUGGUUGGACCGGGGGUUUGGAAGAACAGUCCUUGGGAGACCUUCCUGAAAUCCAUUUCAUAAACAUGCCUCUUCCCAGGGUGGACUUCAACGACUCAUAUCUGGGCUACGCCAUGGCACUUGCUCAUUUUGGCCCAAGGAAGUUCUACAUAGCCGGGGCUCCGCGGUACCAACAUGUUGGGAUGGUCAUCCUUUUUGAAAGACAGAACAAAGAGCCAGUGGCUUCCAUUGAGGGCAGACAGGUGGGUUCCUAUUUUGGUGCCGAACUUGGCACUGUGGAUCUGAAUGCAGAUGGGAACACGGACCUCCUCCUGAUCGGGGCUCCCCUUUUCUACGACGGGAUACGAGGAGGGCUUGUCGAGGUCCACUCCAUCAAUGUCACGGUCAGCCAAUCAACUACGGGUAUCUCUAAUUACCUUCAGACACUUCGUGGGAUCUCUGGCAGCAGUCUGGGCCGUUUCGGGUCUGCCCUCUCCCCCCUGGGAGAUGUGAGUGGGGAUGGCCUCACAGACGUGGCUGUUGGAGCCCCCAUGGAAGAUGAAAACCGUGGGGCCAUUUACAUCUUCCUCGGAGAAAGAGACAAGCUGAGGGAACAGUACAGUCAGAGGAUCACCGCAGCUUCUCAAUCUCGUGGGCUGAAGUUCUUUGGGCAGUCCAUCCAGGGAGGAUUAGACCUGACCAGAGAUGGAUUGGGUGACUUAGCCGUUGGGGCGCUGGGAAAGGCUGUGCUUCUUCGAUCCCAGCCUGUUUUCACUGUCGUUUCUUCGCUGAAUUUCUCACCUCACUCGAUACCCCCAGAUGAUCCAAACUGUGCAAGCAGGAAAGUGGCAGGAGUCGGCCCACGUGGGACCCUCAGUCUUUGUUUCACCCUGAGACUCAUCAGCACAAAAUGGAGUUCUGGAGGUGCUCUCAGAGCUGCCAUCUCCUUUGACCUCCGUGUUGAUGCCAACCAGUCUAUACCACGCCUGACUCUCGAGAAAGAGGAGCGCAAUGUCUCAGAAACCAUCCACGUGGGGAUGACGCCGAUCUGUGUCAACAAGACACUCCUGGCCCAGCUCUGCUUGGAUGAUACCGUCUCUCCACUAGUGCUGAAAACAGAUUUCUCAGUUGCAGCAAAACCAGAUCCCUCUGCCAGGAACCUAAAGCCCAUUCUUGAACCUGGGACCAACUUGUCCAUCACUGUUGAGGUUCCUUUCCGUCGGAACUGUGGCUCGGAUGACAUUUGUACGUCUGAUCUUCGGAUCUCUUUUAACUUUUCCGGGUCAAGCGGUCUCAAACUGACUCCCCGUUUCAUUCUGAACUUAACCGUGAAGCUAGAAAAUGUGGGCGAGACGGCCUACGAGGCAGACCUUUCCUUCUACUAUCCUCCUAUCUUGUCUUUUCAAGGAGCUUCAGUUCUUCAGUCUCACUGGCGCCUCUCCCCUGCCUGUAAAAUGCACGCAUCCGGAUCCCAAAGAAACACAUCUGUCGUCCGCCACAGCUCCUGCCGUUUCAGCCCACGGGAUCUCAAGGAGGGCACGCAGGCCCUUCUCCGGCUUUCAUUCCGUUCUUCUGGAGAUGACUCCUGGGACAGAAAGCUUGUUUCCUUCACUGUCCGUGCCCAGAGUAAGAAUGAAAAUGACACUCUGGACGAUAAUGAGGCCACAGAAUGGCUACCUGUGCUUCACCCAGUCAACGUCAUCGUGAAGGGACUUGAAUCUACAAGAUACCUCAAUCUCUCUGCUGAGAUGCCAGAGACAAAGAUUGUCACACACAUCCAUGAGGUCACGAAUUUCGGCAAGCGUUCCACCCCGGUCAACGUGACCUUCCAUUUUCCCAUGCAAACUACAGUGGGAUUUUUGUGGAAUGUAACCUUGAUCCACAGUGGAGUGAGGAACCAGUUCGUGUGCAGGCAUCCGGUCAUCCUCCAAAUGGCAAACACUGCGGACUCCAAAGCACCAACUACGAAAGGGUGCCUGGGAUCUUCUGUGUGCGCCAGGAUCCGGUGCCUGAUAGCCAAUCUCUCUCAAGAGUCCAUCCGGUUCAAUUUUUCAGGGGAGUUUUACAGACCUCAAAAUGAUUCCAAGCUCUGGUCCCAGACUCUCCUUCUUCGCAGUGAGGCCUCAGUGAUGAUAGAUGAGUCUAGAUUUUUCCAGAAUCAGCCAGAGGAAUUUCAUUACAGCCAGAUCACCACAGAAGUUGAGAUAAUCUCGCCGUUCAACCCCAUUCCUGUCAUCGUCGGCAGCACCAUUGGAGGCCUCGUUCUCUUAGCCAUUCUAGUGGUCAUCUUGUUUAAGUUUGGAUUCUUUAAGCGCAAGCGCAUGUCCCAAGAGGAUAACCCUGCAGCAGGACCAGCUGCCCCUGUGGAACAAGCGGACCCACCAGCCCCCCAGGCACCGGCUGACUCCUGAGUGGGGAAGGAGACAAUGGAGUUGGGAGCGGCCCGAGAGCCAGGACUGUUGGGUUUCUUGAGACGAGGAUGGAGAAACUGGAUAAGAGCCAGGCAGACUGGGAAGAAAGACUUGUGCAAAAGGACUAGGAUGGGGAGGGGUUAAUAGAAGAGGGGAAGAGGCCAGAGGCCAACAGAAUAAUUGAAUAAAGAGCGAUUCUUGGGUU